UAGGCAUUGGUUGAGGAACAGAGAAAGAGAGAGUGCACUAUAGCUGUUCCUUCUUGAUAAGGAAAGAAGAGGAGAGAGAGGGGCGCUGGACGUCAUGGCAUCGAAAGACACCGUCGCGACUGGUUUUCUCCCCGUGAGCCGGGAAAUGACAGAGAGCAUCAGGCGUAUUAUCGACAAAACAUCAAUAAAGCUUGUGAGAGCUAUCAAAGUAGAGAGCAAGAGUGGCAAAUCAGAAGAUCGGAUUCUGGUUCUGGCAACAUGGAGGCUGUACCUCAUGUUCCCCAAGAUACCAACAAAGGUGGAACAAACAUUCAACUUCCUGGAGAUUCGGGCAAUGAACACCCACCCAGAUUAUCAAAUUGUCAUAGAAACAGACAAGUCCACAUAUUCCCUGAGGCUGCAGUCUAAUGACCACCUGGAUCAGCUGAUUAGCCACAUCAACUUUGCACUCUCUCGGAUCUUCAACAACUCCAUCUACACUCCCACUAUCUUUCAUACAGAUGGAGAAGUUACUGAUGGAAGUCGUAAAUUCUCUCCAAGCUCUGAGAGUUCGUUGGAAACCCAAAGGGCAUGUGGGGGUUUUUCUGAGACCUAUGCAGCUCUGUGUGACUACAAUGGCAUCACUUGUAAAGAGGAAGUGCAGUGGGAUGUGGACACAAUCUAUCAUUCACAGGACAAUAGAGAGUUUAACCUCCUGGACUUCAGUCACCUGGAAAGCGGGGACCUUGCAGUGAUUGUGGCUGCCAUGGCUUAUAACUCAUGGUUCACCAAACUUCAUUGCAAAGACUUGCGCAUUAGUUCAGAGGUCGUGGAGCAGAUUUUGCACACUGUCAGUAAAUCCAGCAGUUUGGAGGAGCUCACAUUGGAAAACGCAGGCCUUAAAGCAGAUUUCCCACAGAAAAUGGCCACUGCCCUGUCAGAAAACCCAGCAUCAGUCAUACACUCUAUUAACCUGGCCCACAAUACACUGGACAACCAAGGAGUGUCUAACCUCAUCCAGCAGGUGUGUCGGCUUAGUAAAGGUUUGCGUCUGUUGAACCUCUCCAAGACAUCGCUUUCUUCAAAGGGUGUCACAUCUCUGUCUCAGGCUCUGUGUUCCAGUGACGACUACUCCAACUCACUUCUGCAUCUGAACCUGAGUAAGAACCCAGGGAUUCUGUCUGGAGAGGACGCAACGAAUCUGUACCUCUUCUUGGCACAGCCGAACUGCCUAGUGCAUUUGGACCUGUCAGGCACUGAUUGUGCCGUAGACUCGUUAUUUGGAGCUCUGCUGCGGGGCUGCUGUGCCGAUCUCUCCUACUUGAACCUCUCCAAAAACUCUUUCUCUCAUAGGAAAGUGAGAGAGACACUUCCUUCCUUUCGUCAGUUCUUCAGUUCAGCAUUCAGCCUCACCCACAUCAGUCUGGCUUCUAUGAAGAUGCCUCCCGAUGUGUUGAGGACUCUGUUCCUUGGGCUUUCGUCCAAUCCCCACAUCACUGACCUGCACCUGGACAUCAGUGGCUGUGAGCUCAGGUCUGCUGGAGCAGGUAUAAUACAGGACCUGUUCCCCCGAGUCUCCUGCAUCAGCACACUGGACAUCUCAGACAACGGGCUAGAUGCUGAUCUGCUCUCUGUCAUUCCUACCUUCUCCAGACACCCAUCCCUCAAACACCUGCUGCUGGGCAAGAACUGCAACAUCAAGGGCAGGGUUCUGGAUGAGGUCCUGCAGAAACUAGUGCAGCUAGUGCAGGAGGAGGAGUGUGCCCUGCAGAGUCUGUCUCUGGCUGACUCCAGGCUGCGUUCGAGGGGCACGGUGCUUGUGAACGCUCUCGGCAGCAAUGCCUGUCUGAAGAAGGUGGAUUUGAGUGGGAACGGACUGGAGGACACAGGAGCAAGGAUGCUCAGUAAAGCCCUGCAGAUCAACACCACACUCAGAAGUGUGACAUGGGAUCGAAAUAACACAUCUGCCACAGGUUUCCAAGAUGUGGCUCGAGCCCUUGAACAUAACUUUACUUUGCAGUACAUGCCUAUCCCACUCAGUGAUGUCACACAGGCAUACCGCAACGCCCCUGACAAGACAGAACAGGCAUUAACCAAGAUCCAACGGGCUCUGUUGAGGAAUAACCAGACACAGCGUUUCUCUCAGAAACAGGCUCUCCGAUUGCAUCAGGGCCUGGUUACCAGUACCGCAGAACAGGUGAUGGAGCGUCUGUGUGUGCGCGUGCAGCAGCAGGUGUGUGUUUUGAGAGGAACAGGUGAAGAGGAGGAGCUACAGGCUGCCAGACAGGUCCUCAAGGAGGCCAGGAAUUCUCGAGCUCUGUAUCCAUCUCUGUGUGAGCUAGCCCAUGUGUUGUCAGUGGAUGGGCCCGUGAGACAGAGGCUGGACUCGUUGGCUGGAGAACUGGCCAAGGCUGCUGAUAAAGAAUUGCAGGUAAUCGUGGACUCUAUGGUGUCUCUGUGCCGGGAACUGUGUCCACUUUCAUGUGCCGCUGCGGAGUGUCUUUCUCCUCCUCUCUCCUCCAUCUCUGAGCGUGUGUCCAUCCCUCGUUCAUCAAUCCGCACGGCGCUCAUGGAGAGAGCAGCUCAGGAUAUCAACAGAGCUCUGGAGGAGGUGAAACUGUCUGUGGUCUCCUAUCUCACCAACUCAAUUGUGGACCAGAUCCUGCAGGAGCUCUAUGCUACACACAAAACCCUGCUCCGGCAAGUUUCGCAGAUGAGACGGCUGGAAGACGGGGGAACGGCCAGACGCACGCACAGACACACCGACAUACUGGACGUGGUGGAGGAUGACUUUGGCAUCAGCAUAGACACAAUCGCUAUUAAGAAACGCAGCUCGAGGACCAGACGCAUCCGUCCCGUGUCCAACAGACUCAGUCUAGGUGACGACCCUAACUCUUCACCUUUAGUCUCCACUCCUCAGACGUCUGCUCCCCUUUCACGCUCGGCAUCAUGGGAAGGUCUGUCCACCCUUCCUACCCAGGGUUCACCUCUGCGUCAUGUGACUCACAUCAGACCCCGUCCACCACGAAGGCACAGGGCUGCACAUGCUCCCUUUGAGACACACUGCUCUGAAAAUGGUGGAGUAUCUCUACUGGAUGAUGGACUGCCUGACUUCUACACAAAGAGAGUUUUACCAGACAGUCAGCUGUCCUCCCACCAUCACGCUCAGGCUCUGAGGAGAAAGAAGAGACGCAGUGUGCUGUCAAUCUUUUCUGGGUUCAGAAAGAACAGAAACUCUACCAUACCUUAUCAGGAGCCAGAUCCUACAGGAAGGGGCGGGGCCUGUGGGGACGAAUGUCGCACUAAUAUUGCCACUGAGAAUGUGUACUCCUUGACUCAGCACCCAAAGGAUCGUGGAAGAUUAGACCCAGGCACUGAGGGCACUAAUGGGAGGCUGGUGGGGCAGGGUGUGCAGAGGACCCCUCAGCUAUCAGGACGGCCCAUUCAGGGUAUACCCCUUCCUGGCAAGAUGGGGAUAAGUCCUUCAUGUUUCACACAGAGACAGUCUCCUGAUUACAGCGAGGUGUUCGGCUCUUCUGAGGAGAUUGGAUAUACUGAACAUGAGAUGGACCGACACUCUGAUAUUGUGGCUAAAGCGCACACAUCAUGUACAGACAGACAGACAGAAUCAGGGAGACAAGAGUCGCAGUCAGACAGCCACAGAAAGACAGAGAGUGUAACUGACUUUCAGCAGCUGGAAACUAGAAAAAUACUUGAACCACCUCCCCAGAACACCAAACCAAGCCUGGCGAAGAUACGACAACUCCAUCUGGAGGAGAGCUCUGAUAAAUCUACUGAAGAUUGUGGAGAACAGAGAGAAAGGGAUGAGGAACAAGAAGAGAGGAGAGGUGGACAAGAGCAGAAAGACCUAAAACCAGAAGGACAGAAUCCACCUAUCCCUGAAAAGCCAUGUUAUUAUUCACCUCACAUGUCUCCCAUUGGCCCCCCACCACAUGACGUGGCCAAUGAGAAUCAGCCACCACCUGCUCCACCCACCUCUGCUAAGCCUGUGUUUCAUUCUGCUUCAGUUGAUUCUGCUGUACUUCAAGGUGAAGAGAUCAAGAGCAGCCCUGGAGGUCCCAUGAAUCCACACAGAAACAGGAAGUCAAACUCAUGUGACACAGGUAUGGAACAAGACACCCGCUGUGAUCUGGAAAGAUCCGCAGAUCGCAAACCCCCUGUGAAAAAACCUAGACUCCCUCCAAAGCGAAAUAAAUCUUUGGAUUUCCCCGGUACUGUGUAAAUGUAUAUGUGUGUGUCAUCAGAGUUCGGAGCCAAGCAACGCUGAAGUAUCCUGACAACCAUUUGAGCCAAAGCUCUGUGAAAGCAGCGGGUCAUUGUGAUGCUGAAAGGAUACAGAGGGAGAGGAAGAGAGAAAGACACGAUCAAUAGAUGAAUUUGCAUCUUGAUGAAAAUUCAUAAAGAGAGGAAAAAAUUCAUAAAGACGCUUGCUUUCAGCUCUCAGUCAGUGUCAUAUUGUCAUUUUAUCACUCUAACCGACCCACACACACAUACACACAUAUUCUUGCUUACUCAAGUGAGUUGUUUUGCUUUCCCUCAAGAUCCUGCACUACUUAAUCAAUUUUUACUUAACCAUCUUUCCUAACCUUCUCCACAUAUAGGGAUAGUUCACUCACUUAAAAAUGAAAAUUAUGUCAUAUUUAAAAAGUGAUGUCUCACCCUCCUGUCAUUCCAAACCAGUAUGACUUUCUUUCUGCUGUGGAAUGCAAAAGGAGAGUUUUUGAAGAAUGUUCAUGCUUCUUUUUUCCAUAUAAUGAAAGCAGAUGAGGACUUGGGCUGUCAAGCUCCAAACAAACAAACAAAAAACAAAAAAACAUAAAAGCAUCAUAAAGUAGUCCAUAUGACUAACGCACUGUAUUACAAAUCUUCUGAAGCCAUUUAAUAGAUUUGUGUAAGGAGCAGACUGAAAUUUAAGCCAUGGUCACUUUUCGCCUUCAUUGAAUGGAAAAGAGCAGCUUGGACAUUCUACUAUAAAAACAACUUUUAUUUUCCAUGGAGGAGGGAAAGCCAUACGGGUUUCGAAAGACACGUAGGUGAGUAAAUGAUGACAGAACUUUGAUUUGUGGAUAAACUGCCCCUUUAACUAUCAUUUCUUUAUUUCUGUCUCUCUCCCUCUCUCCCUCCGAGUCUGCUGACAAUCUUUGACAUAACAGAAUUUUGCUAUUUAUCUUUAAAAUGAUAGAAUGAUAUUUUGUAAAGCAUAAUAUAGAAACAGAACAAAUAUUUGCACUAAUCAUCGCUUGAAUUCUUGUUCCAUUCAGUGAAGGUAUCUCACCCCUGUCCAACAUUACCGUGUGAAGUUUUGUAAUGUACGACUGACUUAUUCUUACUGUUUUUGUCUACAUGACCAAUAUCAUUAGCAGUAUUACUGUUGUCAUGAUCGAGCAUUGUUUAUGCAACUGGAUAAAUGUUUUAAGAGUUUGCCGACCCUAAAUAAGCUUUAUUUUCUACGCAAUGUGAUUGAAUGAAUAAAAAAAUUAAUAUUACACGUGCUUUUGUUCCUUUUUACCAUAUGUGGUGCAUUUUAUUGACAGGUCUCUGAAAUAUGAGGU
Molecule: messenger RNA, 5552 nt
Organism: Myxocyprinus asiaticus (Chinese sucker)
Lineage: Eukaryota; Metazoa; Chordata; Actinopteri; Cypriniformes; Catostomidae
Product: capping protein, Arp2/3 and myosin-I linker protein 3-like
Exons: 40
Coding region: 95-4222 (1375 amino acids)
Biological process (GO): regulation of Arp2/3 complex-mediated actin nucleation; cell migration
Cellular component (GO): lamellipodium; plasma membrane
Source: RefSeq, a predicted model, not a curated record